Molecule: messenger RNA, 2939 nt
Organism: Puma concolor (puma)
Lineage: Eukaryota; Metazoa; Chordata; Mammalia; Carnivora; Felidae
Gene: OSBPL1A
Product: oxysterol binding protein like 1A
Cellular component (GO): plasma membrane; perinuclear endoplasmic reticulum; cytosol
Molecular function (GO): protein binding; cholesterol binding
Source: RefSeq, a predicted model, not a curated record
GGUCGUGGCCCCCACCCCGGGAGCUCUGGGAGCCCGGGUGACCGCGUAGAAAUGAAUACUGAAGCAGAACAGGAGCUUCUCCAUCAUGCCAGAAAUGGCAAUGCUAAAGAAGUUCGACAGUUAUUAGAAACCAUGGAAAGAAAUCAAGUAAUUGCUGACAUUAAUUGCAAAGGAAGAAGUAAGUCUAAUUUGGGGUGGACACCUCUUCAUCUGGCAUGCUAUUUUGGACAUAGACAAGUGGUCCAGGAUCUGUUAAAGGCUGGUGCAGAAGUGAAUGUAUUGAAUGACAUGGGAGACACGCCGCUUCAUCGAGCUGCCUUUACAGGACGAAAGGAGCUGGUAAUGCUUCUUUUAGAAUAUAAUGCAGAUACUGCUGUUGUUAAUGGGAGUGGACAGACUGCAAAAGAAGUCACUUAUGACAAAGAAAUCAGGAACAUGCUUGAAGCUGUAGAAAGGACUCAACAAAGAAAGCUUGAAGAAGAACUUUUAGCAGCAGCGAGAGAAGGCAGAACAGCAGAACUCCUAGCUCUGCUCAACAGGCCCAAUCCUCCUGAUGUUAAUUGUUCGGAUCAGUUAGGAAAUACACCCUUGCACUGUGCAGCUUACCGGGCUCAUAAGCAAUGUGCCUUAAAGCUUCUAAAAAGUGGAGCAGACCCAAAUUUGAAGAACAAAAAUGAUCAGAAACCCCUUGACCUUGCCCAGGGUGCUGAAAUGAAACACAUUCUUAUUGGUAAUAAGGUCAUCUACAAAGCACUGAAACGAUAUGAAGGCCCUCUUUGGAAGAGUUCAAGAUUUUUUGGCUGGAGAUUAUUCUGGGUGGUAUUAGAACAUGGAGUCCUUUCGUGGUAUAGGAAACAGCCUGAUGCAGUCCAUAAUAUUUAUCGCCAGGGAUGCAAACACUUAACUCAAGCAGUAUGCACGGUAAAAUCCACUGAUAGCUGCCUCUUCUUUAUUAAAUGCUUUGAUGACACUAUUCAUGGCUUCAGGGUUCCUAAGAAUAGCCUUCAACAGUCAAGAGAGGACUGGCUGGAAGCAAUAGAAGAUCAUUCUGCGUACAGCACUCACUACUGUUCCCAGGACCAACUGACUGAUGAUGAGGAGGAAGAUGCAACUUCCGCUGUAGACUUGAAGGAAUCCUUAGAGAAAGCACAAAAAUGCCAACAGAAACUAGAUAGGGAAAUUUUCAACUUUCUGAAAAUGAUUAAGGAUUGUGACAUGGCUAAAGACAUGCUUCCAUCAUUUCUUCAGAAAGUUGAAGUUGUCUCUGAAGCUUCCAGAGAAACUUGUGUAGCUUUGAGUGAUUGCCUUAAUCUCUUCACUAAACAAGAAGGGGUGAGGAAUUUUAAAUUGGAACAGGAGCAAGAAAAAAACAAAAUUUUGUCAGAAGCACUGGAGACUCUGGCCACUGAACACCAUGAAUUAGAGCAAUCUCUGGUUGAAGGCUCGCCACCCCACAGCAUCCUCAGCGAAGACGAGUUCUAUGAUGCACUAUCAGAGUCCGAGUCCGAGCGGUCCUUGAGCAGACUGGAGGCAGUGACGGCACGCUCCUCUGAAGAGGAAGGAGAGCACCUGGGCAGUAGAAAACCCAGAAUGUCAGAGGGAAACGAUUGUGGUGGUGGAGAUGCUCUCUCCAAUGGCAUCAAAAAACACAGAACAAGCCUGCCCUCCCCUAUGUUUUCCAGAAAUGACUUCAGUAUCUGGAGCAUCCUAAGAAAAUGUAUUGGAAUGGAACUAUCCAAGAUCACCAUGCCAGUUAUAUUUAAUGAGCCUUUGAGCUUCCUACAACGACUCACUGAAUAUAUGGAACAUACAUACCUCAUCCACAAGGCCAGUUCAUUUUCUGAUUCUGUGGAAAGGAUGCAGUGUGUAGCUGCAUUUGCUGUAUCUGCUGUUGCUUCUCAGUGGGAACGCACUGGAAAGCCUUUCAACCCGCUUCUGGGAGAGACUUACGAAUUAGUUCGAGAUGACCUUGGUUUCAGACUCAUCUCGGAGCAGGUCAGCCAUCACCCACCCAUUAGUGCAUUUCAUGCUGAAGGAUUAAACAACGAUUUCAUCUUUCAUGGCUCGAUCUACCCCAAACUGAAGUUCUGGGGCAAGAGUGUAGAAGCAGAACCCAAAGGAACCAUCACUUUAGAGCUCCUUGAACACAGUGAAGCAUACACAUGGACAAAUCCUACCUGCUGCGUACAUAACAUCAUCGUGGGUAAACUCUGGAUUGAGCAGUACGGCAAUGUGGAAAUCACAAACCACAAGACUGGGGACAAAUGUGUGUUGAAUUUUAAGCCAUGCGGCCUUUUUGGUAAGGAAUUACAUAAAGUCGAAGGCUACAUUCAAGAUAAAAGCAAGAAGAGGCUCUGUGCCCUCUAUGGGAAGUGGACCGAGUGUUUGUACAGUGUGGACCCUGCCACUUUUGAUGCUUACAAAAAAAACGACAAGAAAAAUACUGAAGAGAAGAAAAACAGCAAACAGAUGAGCACUUCUGAGGAGUCGGACGAGAUGCCAAUGCCAGAUUCUGAAAGUGUGUUUGUGAUCCCUGGAAGUGUUCUCCUGUGGCGAAUAGCCCCACGGCCUCCAAACUCUGCCCAGAUGUAUAACUUUACUAGCUUUGCAAUGGUUUUGAAUGAAGUAGACAAGGAAAUGGAGAGCGUGAUUCCUAAGACAGACUGCAGGUUACGGCCUGACAUCAGAGCCAUGGAGAAUGGAGAAAUAGAUCAAGCUAGUGAAGAAAAAAAACGACUUGAGGAAAAACAAAGAGCAGCCCGCAAAAACAGGUCCAAGUCGGAGGAGGACUGGAAGACAAGGUGGUUCCAUCAAGGUCCUAAUCCCUACAAUGGAGCACAGGACUGGCUUUACUCGGGCAGCUACUGGGACAGAAACUACUUCAAUUUGCCUGACAUUUAUUAAAAUGCACACAAGUCAGGGUGUUUGGCUAAUCUAUA